AUGAAAGUAAAAUUGGAGAAAUUCAAGGUCAACAUUAUUUCAUCAUCAGAUUCCCUUCCUAGUGGUCACAAAAUCUCCAAAUAUGAAUUAAAUUUCCGCCAUGGAAUUUGCGUGCCGUCGUCAUGUUCAAAUCAGAAGUCUCUUGAAUAUGCUAAUCGUUAUCUUUCACAAGAAAACCUCAUUGGAUCUGCUGCCAGAUGUCAAACUAAUGAUCCACUGCCUUUUGAAGUCAUGGAUAUCGUAACAAUGUUAGAUAAUAAUCGAACUGAAUUUAUUUCUUUAAGUUGUUAUCUUAUCAAGAUUUGCAGAUUAAUUUUCUCUUCAAUUGGAUUGUUGAUGAUUGCAAGCACAAUUUAUGAGGUUUCAAAGAUAAGAAAUAAUCGUAAAAUUAAUGAAUUUCAUUGCCCAUUUCAUAAUGUCUAA
Clunio marinus is the source of this 423-nucleotide messenger RNA. The record is from the annotation of a GenBank genome assembly. Lineage: Eukaryota; Metazoa; Arthropoda; Insecta; Diptera; Chironomidae.